AUUUAAGGUCCCGACCGCAACUGUCAUUAGUAAACUCCGGUUAUCCAAGUGGGCGCCAUACCGGAAACUAUCACUACACGUGACGAAAGAGAAAUGCUCAUUACUAAAGUAUUAGGUAAAUAUCUUUUACGUUAUUGGAAUACGGUCAGUUGGGGGUCAGUCAUCGUUGAACGUACACCGUUCGUACUAGAAUUCAAGGGGAAGAAUUUCUUCGUAAUCAUUGUUAUCAAGAAAUCAUCGCAAUGGAUCACGCUGUAAAUGAUUCACAGCCUUGCCAGUUGUCUGAUGGCCAUAUCAGUGGAUUACUGUCCGUAAACAUCUUAUCAAUGAUUAUUGGCACAAUUGGUAAUUUAUUGGUGAUUGGAACAGUAUUCACGAAUGCCAGUUUACAGAUCAUUUCCAAUUACUGGUUAGCAAGCAUGGCUGUGGCUGAUUUGAUGGUAACGGCGCUCAGUCAACCGUUGUUUUCCACUUUCCUUGGUCUGCAGUUACGCGACGAAUGCCACGAAUUUGUUUCUCAGGCAUUCCGUUUGAUCGCCAACAUGUCGUGCUCCGCGUCUGUUCUUCAUCUCUGCCUGAUAAGCAUUGAUCGAUGCCUAGUGAUUCUGCGGCCCCAUGAUUUUCGAAGCUACCGCACCAAAAAACGAUUCAAAAUCGCUCUGGUUUUCUCGUGGACUUUGCCGGUGAUCUAUGGGAUCUUACGUGUGACCGUGAGCAAGAAAGGCACUUCUUAUUUCACAGUCGCAGCUGUUGGUAUCUGUUAUCUGAUUAUCAUUUUGUGCUACAGUUUGAUCAUUUUUAAAGUCCGAAAACAAGGUUCGGCCACUCUCAAGCGGUUGCGUGGACAGUCACGUAGGAGUACACCUUCUGAACACAUGGUUGAGCGUCGCGUGACAGUCACGAUAGCCAUAGUUGUCGUUAUUUUCACAAUUUGUUGGUUUCCUCUCCUUUACCUGCGCUCUGCUUUCGCAGAAGCAAAUUUUGGCGCGGCUUAUAACUGGGCGAGGACUCUGGCUUUAAGCAAUUCGUCGAUGAAUCCUUGGAUCUAUUGCUUUCGUAUCGCUGAGUUUCGUGACGCUUACAGAAGAUUGAUGAAAUGUCAGUGGAAACCAAGCACAGUGUGUCGCGGUGGAACAGGAGAUCGAGAACAGAACGAUUUAGACACAACAAAGUCUAGUGAGUUAGACAACCAAAAUAGUGUUUGAUCUGACUGCUUUGUCACUGACUUUCUGGCUCAAAAUAACUGUCAGAAUUUGUAAAAUAUUUCAUAAUGGUUGUGGUAAAAUAUAUGCGGCAUUCUCUGAGUCAGAGUGUAAUUCAAAAAUAACAGUUCGGUUUUGAGUUAUAUUUUGAUAUCUGAUCAGUUUGUACAAAUGGAACGGAAGGAAGAAGUCGAGCUCUUGAACAAUUUGGUACAAAAGAAAAUGACGAUAGCAUCCUUUAAGUUUAAUAUUCUUUUAGAUAAAUGUAUAUUAAAUAUUAGUUGUUCUUUGCUGUCACGAAAUGAUUCACGGAAGAGUCUGCUUAGAGCUUCUAUCAAAAACUUCACAAACGAGACACGACAAUCGGUUUUUUUUUCUGCGCCGUCUCGGUUGGGAUUUUUACAAUUUAUUGUUUUCGUUUUGUGCUGGGAUUUUGUCCACUAACGGUUGUAUUAAGUUUGGGAAGUUAUCUUUUUGCAGAAUAUUGAUUGUUUGUUGUGUUUUUUUUUUGGUGAAUAAAGAAAACAUGAUAUUAAUCUUA
Stylophora pistillata is the source of this 1743-nucleotide messenger RNA. RefSeq names its product histamine H2 receptor. Gene Ontology annotation, cellular component: plasma membrane. Gene Ontology annotation, molecular function: G protein-coupled receptor activity. Gene Ontology annotation, biological process: G protein-coupled receptor signaling pathway. The record is from RefSeq and is a predicted model, not a curated record. NCBI's taxonomy places the organism in Eukaryota, Metazoa, Cnidaria, Anthozoa, Scleractinia, Pocilloporidae.